This is a messenger RNA of Medicago truncatula (barrel medic), 3647 nucleotides long. Its product is annotated as protein CHUP1, chloroplastic. The transcript is spliced from 9 exons. Gene Ontology annotation, cellular component: chloroplast outer membrane. The record is from RefSeq and is a predicted model, not a curated record. Bases 559 to 3522 code for a protein of 987 amino acids. Gene Ontology annotation, biological process: chloroplast relocation. NCBI's taxonomy places the organism in Eukaryota, Viridiplantae, Streptophyta, Magnoliopsida, Fabales, Fabaceae.
AUGUAGAAAAUAAUUUUAAGUAUUUUUUAUAUAGUCGCAGAUUAAUUGUGAAGGACCAACAACAAUAAAACAAACGAGGAAACAAACCUGUCUUUGUUCUUUUCCUAAUAAAAGAAACAUGUCUUUGUUUUAUUCUAGUUUUACUAUAGAAGGUUAUUUUCAAAUUUCAAUCAACGUUGUUCCUUUGUUGUAUUUAAGGGUAACUCUAAAUUCUCCCACUUCUCUCACCAGAUCUUCUUCUAAACAUAUUAAUAUUAGUCCAAACCCAUUUGUGAUUUUUUUGUCAUUAAUUGUUAUGUGUCUCUUUGGUAUCAAACUUGUGUCUGUGACUAUGAACAUGUUUUCAGUUUCUCACUGAAAGGUGGUGAAGUUGAAAAUUUAGUAGUAUUUUCCUAUGAAUUCUGCAUGUAAAUGAAAUUUAAAAAUCUGGAUUUUUCCUUAACAAUUAUGUGGGUCACUGUGGUUUCAUUUUCAAAGCACCAAUGGUUUGAACAAUCAGUUAUGGAGGUUAGUUUAGGAAAUGGGAUUAGUUAGGAUUUUGAUUUGGCUUAUAGUUUCAUGAUAGUUAGGUUAGGAUUCCUUAUAGCUGCUUCAGUUGCAGCCUAUACAUUCCAGCAGAAUGUGAAAGGAUCAAAAUCAGGUAAACAUGAUCAACCAAGGAUUAGGAGGAAAAAUCAAGAUGAGGUAACGAAACAGAAGCAGUCCACUUGUUCUACUAAUGGUCUCAACCAGAAUGAGAGGGAAGAAGAAGAGCUAGAAGAGGAGGUUAAGUUAAUGGGCAGCAUAAUGAAUCUAGCUAAUGAUUUUGACGAUGAAAUUCUAUCUGAAUUUGAAAGCCUUCUAUCUGAGCAGACUGACUUUCCGUUACUUUCUGAAAAGACCGACGAUUCCAAGAAACACGGAGGUAACGAAACUGAAAUGGCAAAAAAUGGUAGUGAUAGUGAAAUAGAAUGGUUGCGGAACGUAGUCGAGGAACUGGAGGAGAGGGAGAUGAAACUUCAAAGUGAAUUGCUUGAGUAUUAUAGUUUGAAGGAGCAGGUACCAGUUAUUGAGGAGUUUCAAAGGCAGUUGAGAAUCAAAUCUGUAGAAAUCGAUAUGCUUCAUAUGACGAUUAAGUCCUUGCAGGAAGAAAACAAUAAACUUCAAGAAGAGCUCAUACAUGAAGCUUCAGCCAAGAGAGAACUCGAGGUUGCCAGAAACAAGAUCAAGGAACUGCAAAGGCAGAUAAAAAUCAUUGCUAACCAGACAAAAGGCCAGUUGUUGUUGCUUAAACAAAAAGUUUCUGGUCUACAAGCAAAAGAGGAAGAGGUUGUGAAAAAAGAUGCUGAGAUUGAAAAUAACUUGAAAACUGUGAAUGAUUUUGAGAUUGAAAAGAAGUUGAAAACAGUGAAUGAUUUAGAGAUUGAAGCUGUGGGGCUUAAGAGAAGAAACAAAGAACUUCAACACGAGAAGCGAGAAUUAACUGUUAAACUUAAUGCUGCUGAGUCUAGAAUUACAGAACUCUCCAGUGUUACAGAGAAUGAAAUGAUUGCCGACGCAAAAUCCGAGACUGGCAGGUUAAGGCAUGCAAAUGAAGAUCUGCAAAAGCAAGUGGAAGGACUCCAGAUGAAUAGGUUCAGUGAAGUUGAAGAACUUGUAUACCUUCGCUGGGUUAACGCAUGCUUGAGAUACGAGCUCAGGAAUUACAAGGCACCUUCAGGAAAAUCAUUGGCGCGUGAUCUAAACAACAGUUUCAACCCAAAAUCACAAGAGAAGGCUAAACAGCUAAUGUUAGAAUAUGCGGGAUCAGAGCGCGGGCAUGGUGAUACAGAUAUUGAAAGCAACUUCUCCCAUGACCACUCUUCACCAGGCAGUGAAGAUCUUGACAAUGCAUAUAUCAAUAGCCCUACUUAUAAAUAUAGUAAUCUUAGCAAGAAAACUAGCUUAAUCCAAAAGUUGAAGAAAUGGAAUAAAAACAAUGAUUCAAGUGCUUUUUCAUCACCAGCUAGAUCUCUUUCAAUAGGUUCUCCUUGCAGGGUGAGUACUAGCUAUAGGCCGAGGAAUACACUCGAAUCCUUGAUGCUAAGGAAUGCUCAUGAUGCUGUAGCGAUCACUACCUUUGAGCAGAAGGAACACAAACCUACUCAUUCUCCUGAAACUCCAUUUCUUCCAAGCUUGAGAAAAGUUUCAUCAAGUGAUGACAUCCUGGAUUCUGUUUCGGCUUCAUUCCAAUUGAUGUCUAAGUCAGUUGACAGGUCUCUGGAUGAAAAAUAUCCUGCAUAUAAAGAUCUUCAUAAAUUGGCAUUAGCAAGGGAGAAACAACUUAAGGAAAAAGCCGAGAAAGCGAGAGGGGAGAAGUUUGGCGACAAUUCAAAUCUCAAUACGACCAAGGCUGAAGAAGAGAGGUCGACGUCUUUGGAUUCAGAACUUACUCAGGUAAAUGAGAAGGCAUGUGUUUCUGAUGGCUUAAAUAAACAAUCUGAAGAUGUUAAGGAUUUUGAUAAUCAAACCAUUACCGAGAUGAAGCUUUUCAAAAUUGAGAAAAGGCCUCCAAGGUUGCCUCGGCCACCACCUAAACCAUCUGAUGGUGCUCCUGUUUCAAAUUCUUUGAAUGAAAUACCAUAUGCUCCAUCCGUGCCUUCUCCACCUCCACCACCAGGAAGUCUACCAAGAGGAGCAGUAGGUGAUGACAAAGUUAAAAGGGCUCCUGAGCUUGUUGAAUUUUAUCAAUCAUUGAUGAAACGGGAAGCAAAGAAGGACGCCUCAUUGCUAACUUCUUCAACAAGUAAUGCAGCUGAUACCAGAAGCAACGUGAUUGCGGAAAUUGAGAAUAGAUCAUCAUUUCUCUUAGCUGUGAAAGCUGAUGUAGAAACACAAGGUGAUUUUGUCAUGUCCUUGGCAACUGAAGUUCGAGCAGCUUCGUUUUCUAAGAUUGAAGAUGUGGUGGCUUUUGUGAACUGGCUAGAUGAGGAACUCUCCUUCCUGAGUGAUGAACGAGCUGUUCUCAAGCACUUUGAUUGGCCUGAAGGGAAAUCAGAUGCACUACGGGAAGCAUCUUUUGAAUAUCAAGAUCUGAUGAAACUGGAGAAACAAGUCUCCAACUUCACCGAUGAUCCUAAACUCCCAUGCGAAGAUGCUUUGCAGAAAAUGUACUCAUUGCUUGAAAAAUUAGAGCAAAGUGUAUACGCACUCUUACGAACAAGAGAUUUUGCCAUUUCACGGUACAAGGAGUUUGGAGUACCGGUAAAUUGGCUAUUAGAUUCAGGAGUUGUAGGCAAGAUCAAGCUUUCUUCUGUUCAACUGGCAAACAAGUAUAUGAAGCGUAUUGCAUCUGAAAUUGAUACACUAUCUGGACCGGAAAAUGAACCGACAAGAGAGUUUUUAAUUCUGCAAGGCGUGCGAUUUUCUUUUCGCGUUCAUCAGUUUGCAGGAGGCUUUGAUACAGAGAGUAUGAAGGCGUUUGAAGAACUAAGAAACAACAUUCAUGUUCAAGCAGGUGAAUAUAAUAAUAAACCAGAAAUGGCGACAAAGGAUGAUCAAUAAAAAUACGAAUAUAAUUCUUUUACUUUUAAAAUUAUAGUUGUACUUGUUUCUAAUAUAAUAUUACCACCUCAACUGUAUAGUUCAAUUUUCAUAAAACAUAUACAAUGACAAAAAGCUUUAGGAAA